Strongylocentrotus purpuratus (purple sea urchin) is the source of this 1245-nucleotide messenger RNA. RefSeq lists its product as uncharacterized. Lineage: Eukaryota; Metazoa; Echinodermata; Echinoidea; Camarodonta; Strongylocentrotidae. The record is from RefSeq and is a predicted model, not a curated record. The coding region runs from base 122 to 688 and encodes 188 amino acids. The transcript has 3 exons. Gene Ontology annotation, molecular function: protein-disulfide reductase activity.
CUUACUAUCCUUCUUUCGUAACCCGUGGUAGCGUGGGCCUAUGCUCAUACAUCUGCUCUGUUUUCGAACAAUAACAAGCGAAGAGUGAACAUUCUAGCUGGCACAAACCCUACCUUAAAAGAUGACGACCUUGACAUAUUUAAGAAAUAUGACGAAGUUGUGUUCGCAACGCAUAUUAAACGAUCUGGUUUGCCGUAACGGGAUUGGAAAGAGAGGCCUGUGCUCGACGAGCUCAUUAGGCGGAACAACAGGUAUAGAGGAAGGCGAGGGGCUGGCGGCAGAUAUCGGCGUGAACAGGACUGGUAAAACUAAGGUUCUAUAUGAUGGGGAAUGCCCACUGUGUAUUCAAGAGAUCAAGCUUGUGAGGUACCUGAACAACAAUAAAGAUGCUAUCCAUUUUGUUGACAUCUCGCAACCAGGAUACAAUCAGAUGGAGCAUAACAACAUUCCCUUUGACGAAGCGAUGGGUAUCAUGCAUGUUGUAGGGCCAGAUAACACGGUGCACAAGAAGAUCAAUGCUGUUGAUGCCAUGUACAGAGCUGUAGGCUGGGGUUGGGCAACUGGAUUCAUGAAAUGGCCGAUAUUUGCUGGCCUCUUUGAUCGUGGCUACAUGUGGUUUGCCCGCAACCGACUCAGACUGACCGGUCAGCAGUGCAGGGAGGGGAACUGUAAGAUCCCAGAUGCCUGAUCUAUGUCCAAUGUACUUGUCUAUUUUUCAAUUCAUAGAUUAAAUAGUCUGGAUUACUAACAACUACAAAUUUAUUGAACUUUCUUUCUGAGAGACCUAGUGUCAAAGCACCAAGCUAUUUUCAGCAGAGAAAUAUGAUGAUUUAUAAGGAAAUGCUUUUCUUCCUUGCAGAGGGAGGGAGCAAUAUGUUGGUAGUAUCCUGUCAUGCCCACAGAGGGAGUGAAACAAUAUUCUAAAUAUACCUGGCAUUAGAUGAAUUAUUCUGUCAUGAACAUGGACCUGAAGUUAAGAUUUUAUGCUGGUAACUGAAGUAAAGACCUUAAUAUGUUUCAAUGUGUGACAGGGCUCAACAUUGAUUAAGAUUGAUUAGCAAAGUCUCCAUAUUGUAAAUGCAUUUAUUAAGUAGGUUAUUUUUCUUGUGUUUAACAAGUGUUUAAUGAGCCAAAUUAUAUCAUCUCUUUGGAGCCUGAACAAGAUAUACUGCUAUCAUGUUACACUCGAUCAACGUCUUUCGUGUCCAAACAGACAAUAAAGUGAUGAGCCCUGUAUAUAAUGUA